AGCAAAGAACCGAGGCUGGGCGCGCGACCCUAGUCCUUCUGCCCCUGGCCGCACACUUUACGCAAAUCUCUUUUCUGCAUGGUGGAUAUUCUUUUUCAUUAUCCUUUUCUGGGUGCUAUGGGAGAUCAUUCCAAGAAGAAACCCGGGACGGCCAUGUGCGUGGGCUGCGGGAGUCAGAUCCACGAUCAGUUUAUCCUGCGGGUGUCGCCGGACCUCGAGUGGCACGCCGCCUGCCUCAAGUGCGCCGAGUGCAGCCAGUACCUGGACGAGACCUGCACGUGCUUCGUGAGAGACGGGAAGACCUACUGCAAGCGGGACUACGUCAGGCUGUUCGGCAUCAAGUGCGCUAAGUGCCAGGUGGGCUUCAGCAGCAGCGACCUGGUGAUGCGAGCGCGGGACAGCGUGUACCACAUCGAGUGCUUCCGCUGCUCCGUGUGCAGCCGCCAGCUGCUGCCCGGAGACGAGUUCUCACUGCGGGAGCACGAGCUGCUCUGCCGUGCGGACCACGGCCUCCUGCUAGAGCGCGCCGCGGCCGGCAGCCCGCGCAGCCCUGGCCCACUCGCCGGCGCCCGCGGCCUGCAUUUACCAGACCCCGGAGCGGCCCGGCAGCCCUCGCUGCGACCGCACGUGCACAAGCAGACGGAGAAGACAACCCGCGUGCGAACCGUGCUCAACGAGAAGCAGCUGCACACACUGCGAACGUGCUACGCCGCCAACCCGCGGCCGGACGCACUCAUGAAGGAGCAGCUGGUGGAGAUGACCGGCCUGAGCCCGCGGGUCAUCCGCGUCUGGUUUCAAAACAAGCGCUGCAAGGACAAGAAGAAAUCCAUUCUCAUGAAACAACUGCAGCAGCAACAGCAUAAUGACAAGACGAGCCUCCAGGGACUGACCGGGACGCCCCUGGUGGCCGGCAGCCCCAUCCACCACGAGAGCGCGGUGCAGGGCAGCGCAGUGGAGGUUCAGACUUACCAGCCUCCGUGGAAAGCGCUCAGCGAAUUCGCCCUCCAGAGCGACUUGGACCAACCCGCCUUCCAGCAGCUGGUCUCCUUCUCCGAGUCCGGCUCCCUGGGCAACUCCUCUGGCAGUGACGUGACCUCCCUGUCCUCACAGCUCCCCGACACCCCCAACAGCAUGGUGCCGAGCCCUGUGGAGACGUGAGGGGGACCCCUUCCCGCCAGCCGGCGGACCUCGCAUGCUCCCUGCAUGAGAACUCACCCAAGCUCAGGCCAUUCCAGCUCAGAAAACUCUCUCGCUUUUAAAAUUCUUAUUAUUGUUAUUUAACGAGAGAGCGCCGAGAAAGCGGUCAGGACAGCCAAAAGCGCCAGGGCGCAACCUGCUUUCCACCAGACUGAAGAGCCCGGCUCCAAAGACUUAUUUUUUCAGAACCAGAAUUUGAGAUUUACUAGAAAUUAGCUCUGCCCUCGCUUCCCCCACGCUACUGUGGCCGCUGGCGCCCUGUCUCUUUGCGCUACCCCGCCCAUUCAUUCACCCUGAGCGUGGAGAACACGCAGGGUCCUUCUCAUGCCGCGCCAGCUCCGCGCUCGCCCACGGGGUCUUCUCCCCCCAAGCCCGCCCCCAACUCCUGGGCCUUAGAGGGAAGAGGAACGGGGAAGCCCCCAAAUAACAGCCACGUAACCCCCAAGGCGCAUGAUUGCUGAGAGGGGAAAUAGAAAUGAGACUUUCUUUGAAAAUAUUUUAAAUUAUCAAUCGACGGAGGACAGAGUGUGUGAGCCUUUGCCGAACAAACAAACGUAAGUUAUUGCUAUUUAUUGUGAGAACAGCCAGUUCAUAGUGGGACGGAUAUUUUGAUCUUAAUAAAAAAUAAUAA
Chrysochloris asiatica (Cape golden mole) is the source of this 1828-nucleotide messenger RNA. It is a transcript of the gene ISL2, whose product is annotated as ISL LIM homeobox 2. Gene Ontology annotation, biological process: positive regulation of transcription by RNA polymerase II; axonogenesis; neuron fate specification. Gene Ontology annotation, cellular component: nucleus. Bases 79 to 1158 code for a protein of 359 amino acids. The transcript has 6 exons. Lineage: Eukaryota; Metazoa; Chordata; Mammalia; Afrosoricida; Chrysochloridae. The record is from RefSeq and is a predicted model, not a curated record. Gene Ontology annotation, molecular function: cis-regulatory region sequence-specific DNA binding; DNA-binding transcription factor activity, RNA polymerase II-specific.